AUGGGCAAGCUACUCCCACUCGGCGCCAGGCUGCGCUACCCGAUUACUGUUACGAAGCUACUCAAGAGUCCUGGCGAUACCAUCAAGAAGCAGGAAAGCAUCCUGGAAUACUCGUACAAGUCCAUGCGCGAGUAUGGCGACCCCAUCGCCGGCGAAACUUGGCAGGAGGAGGUCACCACCAUCGCCGGCUGGGAUAGUCCCGCCGAGGGCACCCUCAAGGAAUGGCGUCUCAAGGAGGGCAUGACCCUCACGCGCGACGCCCCUUGCAUGCUCGUCGAAGAGGCCUGCUCCCACGAGAUCCAGUUCCAGGGCCUGUGUGCCAUCUGCGGCAAGGACAUGACCGAAGUCAACUGGGCCAGCGACCAGCGCGACACCCAGCGCGCCACCAUCAACAUGACCCACGAUCAGACCGGCCUCAUGGUCAGCGGCGACCUGGCCGCCCGCGCCGAGCACGAGACCCAGAAACGCCUCCUGCGCCAGCGCAAGCUGAGCCUCGUCGUCGACCUCGACCAGACCAUCAUCCACGCCUGCAUCGAGCCCACCGUCGGCGAGUGGAUGGAGGACCCGUCCAAUCCAAACUACCAGGCCGUCAAGGACGUCAAGAAGUUUCAGCUCAACGACGAAGGCCCCAGGGGAAUGGUCACCUCGGGAUGCUGGUACUACAUCAAGAUGCGGCCCGGCCUCGCCGAGUUCCUCGAAAAGGUCGCCGAGCUGUACGAGCUCCACGUCUACACCAUGGGCACCCGCGCCUACGCCCUCAACAUUGCCAAGAUCGUCGACCCUCACCAGAAACUGUUCGGUAACCGCGUCAUCAGCCGUGACGAGAACGGCAGCAUGAUUUCCAAGAGCCUCCAGCGGCUGUUCCCCGUCAACACGAACAUGGUUGUCAUCAUCGACGACAGAGCCGACGUCUGGCCGAACAACCGACCCAACCUCAUCAAGGUCGUGCCCUACGACUUCUUCAAAGGCAUCGGCGACAUCAACUCCAGCUUCCUCCCCAAGAGACAGGACAUCCUACCCGCGCCGACAACCGAGCCCGGAGCGACGCCCGCGCCGCCGGAAGCGCCCAAGCCUGUCGAUGCCAGGCCCGACGAUACGCGGCAACAACAGCAACAGCAACAGCAGCAGCAGCAGCAGCCGAACGGCAAGGUGUCAGCGCUGGACGAGCUCGUCAAAAUGAGCAGCGGGGACGACAAGGUGCUGCAGGCGGCGCAGACCGGGGAGCAGGAGAAGCUGCUGGAGCAACAGAUCAUGGAGAGGCCCCUCCUCCACAUGCAGGAGGAGCUGGACAAGCAAGACGAGCAGAAGGAGAAGGCCACAUUAGACACGGAAGACGGCCCGCACAUCAUGACGGUGCAACAUCGGUCUCAGGUUCUCCGCGACGACGAUGCGGAGCUCGUCUACCUGCAACAACACCUUGCCGAGCUUCACCGCAAGUUCUACGAGGAGUACGACGAGAAGCGCGCUUCUAUGCCGGCCCAACCCGCUCCGCGUAACAAAAAGACAGGCGGCGGCGGCGACGACACCAACAUUGACCUCGCCGCGGUUCCGGAUGUCGGUUUCGUCCUCGACACCAUGAAGGCCUCGACCCUCCAAGGCACCACAAUCGUGCUGUCCGGCCUGGUCCCGCUGGGCGUGGACGUGCUGCAGUCCGAGAUUGGCAUCCAGGCCAUGAGCUUCGGCGCUCAACUAUCCACAAAGGUGUCAAAGAAGGUCACCCACCUCGUCAUGUCCACGUCACGGCCGCGGACGCAAAAGGUCAGGCAGGCCGCAAAGAUUCCGAGCAUCAAGAUUGUCAGCCAGAACUGGCUGACGGACUGCCUAAGUCAAUGGCAACACGUCGACGAGACACCGUACCUCGUCGCGGUCCACCCGGCAGACCGACGCCGCCAUGCGGCUUCCGAGACGACGGAUGCCGAUACGGUGUCUGACGUGGACGACGACGAUGACCUCUCCAGGCCGCAUCUGACCAUCAUCGACGAAACGGGGGAGCACCGCAUCCUCGAAGAAGACGACGACGACGCCUCGGACGAAGACGACGGCGGCCAGGACGGGGACGAAGACAACCUGAUGCCCGAUUUCGAGGACGGCCAGACCAGCCCGAUAGACGACCUCAAAACAUUUGACUGGGAGGGCGUCGACGACGAGAUGAAGGAGUUUCUCGGCAGCGACGACGAUGACAGUUCGGACGCAGACACGGAGAGCCGCAGCGGCGACACCGAGGUCGGCGACGAGCCGCCGUCGUCCCAGGAAUCGGCCAACGGGGUCACCGGCGGCGGCGGCGGCGGCACUAAAAGAAAAGCAAUGGACGACGACACGGCGUCCGACGAAGGAGGAAGCGCGCUCUCCAAGAAACAGCGCGUGGCCAAGAGCCGCGGCGCCUCCAAGCUGAGCUCCGUCAGGACGCCCAACGCCGAAGACAACGAGUCGAGCAGCCUGCCCACCCCUCAAGUCACGGGCGACGAGGAGGACGUCUCGCUCGUGCCCGACAGCGCGGCAGUGGACGGGGGCGACAACGACUUUGACGAGGACGAUCUCGAGGCCGAUCUCGAGGCCGAACUAGCGGCUGCCGGGGAGGACUAG
Colletotrichum graminicola M1.001 is the source of this 2583-nucleotide messenger RNA. Its product is annotated as FCP1-like phosphatase. The record is from RefSeq and is a predicted model, not a curated record. The transcript has a single exon. Gene Ontology annotation, molecular function: RNA polymerase II CTD heptapeptide repeat phosphatase activity. NCBI's taxonomy places the organism in Eukaryota, Fungi, Ascomycota, Sordariomycetes, Glomerellales, Glomerellaceae. The coding region runs from base 1 to 2583 and encodes 860 amino acids. Gene Ontology annotation, cellular component: nucleus.